Cavenderia fasciculata is the source of this 9636-nucleotide messenger RNA. It is a transcript of the gene vps13A, whose product is annotated as vacuolar protein sorting-associated protein 13 family protein. Gene Ontology annotation, biological process: protein retention in Golgi apparatus; protein targeting to vacuole. Bases 1 to 9636 code for a protein of 3211 amino acids. NCBI's taxonomy places the organism in Eukaryota, Evosea, Eumycetozoa, Acytosteliales, Cavenderiaceae. Gene Ontology annotation, cellular component: extrinsic component of membrane. The record is from RefSeq and is a predicted model, not a curated record. The transcript has 4 exons.
AUGGUAUUUGAAGGAAUUGUAUCAGAUGUACUUUCAAGAGUACUAGGAGAAUAUGUAAAGAAUCUUAACAAGGAUCAAUUAAAGAUUGGAGUGUUGGGAGGUAAUGUAGUAUUGACCAACCUAGAGCUCAAAGAAGAUGCACUGGCCAAUCUUCCGAUCAACCUGCCGAUCACCGUCAAGAAGGGGUUUCUAGGUCGGCUCGAGUUGCGAGUGCCGUGGAAGGACUUGAAAUCAAAGCCUGUCAUUGUCAACAUUGACAAUAUCUAUGCAUUGGCAGUACCCCAAACACAAUCAUUCAAGUAUGACGAACAAGCAGAAAAGAAACGUGAACUAGAAUCAAAGAAAAAACGUAUAGAAAACUAUGAAUGGAUGAAAUCAAUUCAAGAAUCUGAUGGUGGUUCUGGUGCUACUGGAGACGAUAAAAAGGAUGAUUCAUUCACUACUAGAUUGGUUACAAAGAUUAUUGAUAAUCUUCAAAUCGUUGUAAACAAGGUUCAUAUUAGAUUUGAAAAUAGAAAUGAAAUUGGCAAAUUAUAUGCAGUUGGUAUAACAUUGGAUAGAAUUUCAGCACAAUCAACAGAUGAAAAAUGGAUACCAUCAUUUAUUGAUUCAAGUAAAACAAAUCAUAUUAGAAAAUUGGCAGAAAUGAAUGCAUUGGGUGUUUAUAUCGAUGAUUCAGCUACAUCACUUCAAAACCUAUCGGCUCAAGAAUUUAGUGAAGCUUUCACCAAAUUAAUUCCAACCAAGCUAACUGAUAUCUCUACUGUUAAAAAGUUUAUUAUUAAACCAAUUUCUUCUCAAUUAAAGGUAUCAAUUAAUAAGAGUGAUUUAAUUGAUAAGAAUAUACCAAAGAUUUUAGCAGAUUGUAUAUUUUCAGAUAUUGUUUGUGCAUUGUCAUCUGCACAAUAUCAUACUAUAUUCAAUAUUCUCAACUUUACCAAUGAAUAUUUGCGUGAUAUUAAAUAUCUAAAGUUCCGUCCACAUGUAAAGGUGUCGGAUAGUCCUAAAUUGUGGUGGAAGUAUGCAGGACAGGUUAUUUUGGAACAAGUUCGUCACAAGCGUUAUACUCGUUCUUGGGACUACUUGUUGGGUAGAAGAACCGAUAGAAAGGCAUACAUUUCACUCUUUAAACGUUCAUUGCCCAAUGUUAAAUGGUUGACCCCACUCUCCAAACAAGAGAUUGGCCAAUUGCAAGCACUCGAAGAUCGUCUCUCAUUUGAGGAUAUCGUAUUCUAUAGAUCGUUGGCCUAUGCAGAGAUCAAGCAAGAGGCUAUCAAGGACAGAGAGAGAAAGGAGUUUUUGGCAGGCAAAAAGAAUGAAAGAGGUUUCUUUCAAAAUCUCUUUAGCAGCAAGCAGGUCAAGAUGGACGACGAAAAGGCUGCUCCCAUCGUCAACCUCACCACCAAUGAGCGUGAAGAGCUCUAUCGUACUAUCGAGUACUCUGACGUGGUGCAGUCGGUGCAAGAACCGCCCGAUUGGGUCAAAGUGGCUGCCAACCUCGAAGUGCGAUCCGUUUCGUUGCAACUGGUCGAGCCAUCGUCACUCGGUCUCGAACACUCGUUUAUUGACGCCGUCUAUAGUUCGUUGAGCGUCAAGUUUGAGCAACGUCCAGAAGGUGUCAAAGUCAUAGCAGGUAUCAAGCAGUUUGAAGUGUACGAUCAGUCGACCAAGGGUACACUAUACCCCAAGAUCGUGUCGUCGUCCUAUACUUCAGGCAAUGCCACGUUCUGUAGUGCGAUUGUUGACACUGCGCCACCUGAAAAGGGUAUCGAUCUGUUUGUUGAACUCAACAUGAAUCCUCUUCAAGUCGUUUUAACCAAACCACUGCUCUUGCGUGUCGCUUCCUUUUUCUCGACUCAAAACACAUCCGAGCAACUCGAUCUUACCAACAUCUCGAAUCGUGCCGGUGACAUGCUCGUCAACUGGACCGAACGUACAAAAUCACAGUUGCAAGAAGCAAUCGAUUCACACAAGACAUUGGCGCUGUCAGUCAAUAUCCAAGCACCCGUCAUCAUUGUCCCAGAGAAUGUCCUCUCCAAGACAUCCUGCGCGUUGGUACUGGAUCUUGGUAACUUUAAGAUCCGAUCCGACAUGAACCAAUCGAUAAAGGGUAUGGUUGUCGGCAACAGUCUCAGCGAAAAUGAUUUCUAUGACAAGUUUAAUCUUUCACUCGAAUCGAUUCAACUGCUUCUCACCAAUGACAUUUCGUCGUGGAACGAUAAACAUGCACAACAAGAGAACAAAACACAUCUCAUCAAUCAAUUUGAUGUUCAUCUCAAACUAUACUCUUGCAUUCAACAAGACAACCUUUCACUCACCAACAUCAAGAUAUUUGGUGAUCUUCCCAAACUCAGUCUUCACCUUUCCGAAAGAAAAUGUAAACAAUUAUUGGCUCUUGUUCAUAGUUUAACAGCUGAUAUCCCUACCUCCCCUACUAUUCAAUCUGUUCAACAACAACAUGGUCCAGAAACUACUCAUUUCAAAUCAACCAAUGUUCCAAAACCUUUAUUAGAUUUAUAUACUAAUUCAAAAGAUAAUAAUCAAAAUCAAUCAAUGGAAUUAUUAAUUAAUCAUAAGAAAUUAAAUAUUGAUUUUAAGGUUCAAUCUAUUGCAGUGACGAUUUCAAGAGACAAUGCAGAUUUGAUUAGAUUGUCGGUUGAUGGAUUGGGAGUACAAUUUUCACAGAGAACUUUUGAUAUGAUUGGUUCGGUAGAGUUGAAUUCAUUGGAUAUUGAUGAUUUGUUUACUCAUAGCAAUCUCAAGAAACUUGCCACUUCAAAUCCAAUUCGCGAUUUACAAGGAAAGACAGAAUCGAGUUCAUUGGUUUCUAUCAACUUUAAACAAUUCCAACCCAAUUCACCAGAGUACAAAAAGGUUGAUAUGACAUUGGAUGUUAAAUUUGAAUCAUUCUACUUGGUUUGUAAUCCGCCAACCAUUCAUCAAUUGUUGGUACUCGUCAAUUCAUUUGCCGAUCAACCAGCCGUCACCAUCAAAAAGCAUACUGUACAAACAGUCGAGAAUAGAAAGAGAGUGGUUCGAACAUUACGAGCUGGUAGUGCAUCGCCAUCACCCAUCAACACGUCGCCACCAUUAGAGGGACAGACAGUGAUUGGACCAAACGGACACAAGACUAUCAUCAAAAAGGUGAUUAUCAAGAAAAAGAAGCGUGUACCAUCAGACAAUGUAUCCAUCUUGGUCACUGCUACCAUCAACAGUUUGGGUUUGGUUCUCAACCAGGAAAACAACAAAAAGGUUGGUAUCUUUUCAAUCAACCAAAUUAAAAACCAAGUUGUCAUGUACAAGGACUCUAGAAUGUCAGUCAAUGGAUCAUUGGGAUCGAUUGUAUUGGAGGAUCUCACCGACAAGCGUGGUGACUAUUACCAUCAGGUUAUCACACCCCAUUCCAAGGAUUCCAACAUGUUGACCUUUUCCUUUAACACCCAUCCACAUAUUCUCAGCAACUAUCCAGGUUAUGACAGUUCGGUCAAUGCCAAUAUCAAGUCGAUUGUCGUCAAUGCACAGAUUGCAUUCUUGUUGCAGGUUCAAAACUAUUUCCUCGGAGGUAUGUUGGAUCCUAUCCUCAACCGUCCUAUUGCAGUCAUUCCUCAGGCCGAUCCAACCAAACUGGCUACCGUCCAACUGCCACCAGUCUCUCGUACCAAGAUCGACGUUGUCAUGGAGACACCCAUGUUUAACGUGCCAUGCUCAAUCGACUCGCACGACAAGCUUCGUCUUGAACUCGGCAAGAUCAUCGUCUCUAAUAGCUUUGGCGAGUUUGAACAUAAUGGUGCUCGUCUGCCAACCGAUUUGAUGAAGAUCCGUAUGGAAAACACCUGCAUUGUCAUUGAAAAGGAGGCAACCACCUCUCAUUUCCUCAAGCAACUCGAUAUCGAUAUCAACCUCACUCGCUUCCUUGUGCCCAACCACAACAUUGACUUGGAGGAUCUCUUGAUUGAUAUCACCAUCUCUCAUCUCUCGUUUUACUUGGAUCAGCAACAAUACCGCUUCUUCCUCGAGUUGGCCGACAAUGCCACCAAGGAAAUGGCCGAGCUUACAGCCAACAAUGCCAUCACCAAGCCACCUCCCCCAUCGGCCGACAUCCCCUACUUUUCCGAGCAAGAAGUCAUCCAAGACAUGGGCAAGAUAUUGAUGGUGCUCAAAGUACAUCUACCAUUGUUUAGUUUCAACAUUACAGGUGCCAAUGAUAACUUUGCAGCUUUUGAUAUGCGUGGACUACACUUUGACCUCAUUAGCACUGAGCGCAAGAAAUCAAAGAUUCAAAUCAUCCUCGAAGCGAUCGUCUUGACCGAUGCACGUAAAAACAGUGACAAUAUAUUCAAGAAUCUACUCGAGAGUCAACCCGACAAAAAGAAUCCACUCCAACCAUUCCUCAAUGUUGGGUACAUUCGUGACAAUGUUUUAGGUGACCAAUACAUUAACAUCAAUGUUAAUAAUGUUUGUCUCUUUUUGUCUCCCACUCCUCUAUUGAUUAUUACAGACUUUUUCCUCAAACCUUUACAAACUCAGUCUGUUCCAACAUCGGCUGUACCGCCUCCAACAACUCUUAACAAGUCAUCUGGAUCACCAAAGUUCUUGGCACAAACAAGAGCAUACGAUCCAUUCAAGAUUCGUACUCCAUCCAUUACACUUGUCUGCUCGGCUUCAUCCGAGGUGACGUUGGUCGAGAAUGAGACACAACCAAACACACGAUGCAUUCUUGGAAAAGCAUUGCUCCACGUCUAUUUCAAACGUGAUCCACGUGGUAUUGAAAGAGCAACAGUGUCGGUUAGAAAGGUAAAGGUCAACAUCUACCGUCCCACCAUCCAAUCGGACGAAUUCAAACAAUCUCAAGGAUCACGUCCCAUCCAAAUUCUAAAGCCAAUCGACCAUAUCAAGAUCUCAUACAUUAAAGAGAAUGAAACCACCGACUAUUGGAAACAAUUGGUUACUCUUGAUUGUAGUACCAUCAAGUUGUUCUUUUCAUACGACGAUGUAAACACGAUUGUAAAGAUUGUCAAUAAUCUUAAUUUCAAACAACAUCUUGCUGCAUCCAAUCAACACUUGUCUCCAACCAACAACACCAAUAGAGAACUCAGUCUUGGAAGUAGUACUGGUAGUACAUCGAGUAGUUUCUCUUCAACCACCACUGGUACCACCAGUCAAUUAAACAAGAGUGUUGAUCCUGAAGACCUUGAUCCACCCACCAAUAGUAUGAUGGAUGAUGACCAACUCUUUAUCAUCAAUGAAAAGAUGUCAUUAAAGUGUCCAUCGAUUAGUGUAUUGUUGAUCAAUGAAUCGAUGGAUUUGAAUCUACCAGUUGCCGAACUCUACUUGGCCGAGAUUGAAGCCAGUGCCACCAACUGGUCAACCGACAUUGAACUCAAGAGUUCAAUGACAUUCAAGGCUGACUACUUUAACGAGGCCAAUAUGAAGUUUGAACCAUUUGUAGAAGACUGGACAUACAACUUUGACGUUAAAAAGGCCAAUGGUAUUAUGAAGGCCAAGUUUAUGGCAACCAAGGAAAUAUUAAAUAUCAAUGUAUCACAUGCCCUCCUUCAAACUCUAAACUCUACAUUGUUAUUGGUCAAACAAAAGGAUCGUGAAAGUAGUUCACCACUUUCAAGUCGUUUUAAUCAAGCUAAUCCAAUUUUAUCAAAAUACCUUGCUGAAAAGGAACCAACUAGUACUUCUACAACCAAUACCAAUAAUGCUUCAUCGAUUACAACAUCGACAAGUUCAUUGACAAAUUCACUAACAAAGUCAAAAUUCCAUUCUCAUUGGAUUUCAAAUCAAACUGGUGUCAGUAUAGAGUACCGUAUUCAACACAAGAAUCUUAUCAUUCAAAAGGAUUCAGAGGAUCCAAUGAAUGUCGUCAAAGAGAUCAAUGUAGAGGAACAUGAGCACGUUGUCAAGAUUGACAAUCAAGAAAUGUCAGCGGUCAAUAUGAAAAAGGAAAAGGGAUCAAGAGACUCUGGUAUGGGUGCACAUGAAACCGUUGAUCUUUUGAUCAUGGGUGGUACCAUUCCAAAGGUGUCAUUGGACGCGCUAGGUCAUAGAAUUUAUAACUUUACAACAAGUCAAAACAUUUCAAUCGAUGUCGAUGUUGAAGUUAAACUAAAGAGUGAUGGUAGCAAGAUCAUUUACAUUCGUUCAUUGAUUCAAUUUGCUAAUAAUACAACAUGUCCCAUCGAGAUCAAGACCUACGAGGACAGAAAAGACAUUCAACGGUUGGAACCUGGAGCUUCGUUCUCUUUGCCACUCGAACAUGUCAAAGACUAUAAGAAAUUGUGGUUUAGAGUGGCCGACACUCCUCAAUGGUCAGAUGUCGUUGUACCCGAUGAAAUCGUGGCACAAGGAAUAAAGGAACGUGAAAAGCAAGAGUCAAAGAGAGAUGCAGCUGGAAGAGUCAACAACACUCCAUUCAGUCGUGUAUUCAAGGCUGUUGGUAUGGACAAGUCGUUUACUUAUUUUGCUCUGUCGGUUCAAAACACUGAGUACCGUACCACAACAUACACAUCUGCUCGAACCCAAUCAAUUGGAUUCAACGCACCUGUACGUAUCGAGAAUCUUCUCCCAACCAGCUUCCAAAUCACAGUCAAUGGACACAAGUCGGUGCUAGAGUGUGGUCGCAAGUUGGAUGUACUCAACUAUGCACCGGGUAGCGGUCACUUGGAAGCGUAUAUUUCCGGUAUUCCAGGACUCUCUGAAACCAAGAUCAAUCUCAUGUCGGGUGAUGCAUCGUCACCAACUAUUGCCAAGAGUAUCAAGUUUAGUGGUUCCAAGGAGCAGAGAGACAUGGUACUCAAUAUUGAAAGAACCGAGGAGAUUAAAGGUAUCCGCGUACUCUCAAUCUAUUGUCAAUACUGGCUGGUCAACAACACUCUCUUGCCAUUGGUUAUCCGUGGUAGCGAUAAUGACGAGACACAGAUGGUGUCCAACGACCAAAACCAUCACAUUCCACCUGUACUCUACGCCCAAAACAAUCUGCGACUCAAGGUCAAUGAAAAGGACACCAAGUUUACAUCGUCAACACCCAUCUGUACAGUGGGUAAUGUCAGCACGCUCCAAUUGCAAGGUGCCGACAAGUUGUAUGAGAUAUCGUGUGCUGUCGACUUUUGUAGCAAUACACGAUUCGGUUUGAGCAAGGUUGUCAACUUUGCACCACGUUAUGUCAUUCAGAAUCGUUUGAACUCGACAGUGUCGAUUGGUCAGUACAUUCAUAGCAACUCGAAUGGAAAGGGUUCCACCCCAGAGAUCCGCGAGAUUUUGCAUUUGAAGCCAAACGACUAUGCUCCAUUCCAUUGGGCCGUCAACACUGAAAACAAGGCCAUCAGCAUCAAGGUUGACGGUCAAGAUUACUGGUGGUCCGGUGCCUUUGAAAUCGAUACUAGUGGCGACUUUGUCGUACGUAUCAGACCCAGUGCACCAGAGAAACCAAGUAUAUUGGCACAUGUCACUAUCAAGGAGGAUAGAGGAACGUUGUACAUUAUCAUCCCACGUUGCAAUCCUGAUCAUCCCCCCUACCUCAUCAAGAAUGACACACCGUACAAGAUCUCGUUUACACAAAAGAGUGCACGUGCUGAGAAGUUGUUUGACCAUCUCGAGUCGGAUCAAAGCGAAGCGUUUGGAUGGGACGAGCCAAAUGGCGACUACCGUCUACACGUCUAUCUCGAGGGCAAGGAAAUGUCAAAGACCAUCAACUUGAAAAAGAUUACUGGAUACAAGUUUGAAGGAUCGACUCCUCUUACAGUCUAUUGCACCAUCACGAUUGAAAAGUCUAGUCGUUACAUUUUGUUUAGUACACAUUCCAAGAUGUUUAAAAACAUCACCAACUGGAAGACCAACAAAAAGAAUCAGCACAGCAGUAGUUCACAACCAUCGGAGAGCAAGUCACCCGAAGUACAAUUCUUUGUACGUCUCUCUGGUAUGGGUAUAUCAAUCAUUGACUCUACUCCAAUGGAAUUGGCCUACGUCUCGGUAAAGGAUGUAUUCUUGCAAGUACAACAAAGUGAGUAUGAAAAUUCACUUGAAUUAAAGCUUGGUGAUGUUCAAAUUGACAAUCAAUCGGUCAAGACUCAAUUCCCAGUUUUGAUGCAUUCAGUAAUCAAACCAAACUCAAACAAGGACUUUGUUCACAUCUCGCUUGUAAAGUCAACAUUUGAAAAUAUCGAUCACUUUAGAUACUUUUCAACACUGAUUCAAGAGUUGACAAUCGAAAUUGAAGAUCACUGGCUCCGUCUCAUGUUAGAGUUUGCACAGUCCUUACCAGACAUUGGUGCUACCAUGUCGGGUAUCACUCCUCACUCUGACGAAAACAUGACACCUACCGAACUCUCCGACUCUCUCAUCCCAGACUUUAACAUUACUCCACCACCAAUGGACGGAUCGAUUCUAAAGAUGGUCUACUUUGCAUUGUUGGUACUCAAUCCGUUCAAGGCCAACAUCACCCUUGUACUGCAACCAGACGGUCUCUUUAGAACCAAUCACAAGGUCUUGUCGGCUAUUGAAGGUCUCGGUUUCACAUUGACCAAACUCGAUCGUGCACCAAUCACCUUGCAAGGUUUGAUCAUGGAGCAUCCAUUCUCAUCGUGGGCUACUAUGAUUGACAAGCUCAAAAAGACGUACACUUCGCAAGCACUCUUCCAAUUUUACAAUAUCCUCGGUUCGAUCGAUAUCAUUGGUAAUCCAGUCGGUCUCUUUAGAAACUUUGGUACUGGUGUCAAAGACUUUUUCGUCGAACCUGCCAACGGUAUUAUCAAGUCGCCAGCUGAUUUUGGUAAGGGUCUCGCCAAGGGAACAUCGUCGCUCGUCAAAAACUCGGUCUAUGGUACGUUCAACACCAUCUCCAAGAUUACGGGUACAAUCGGCUCGGGUGUAGCCAAUCUAUCGUUUGACGAUGACUAUUUGCACGAUCGAAAGGUGCAUCAGUCACGUAAACCAAAACACAUUGGUGAAGGUCUUGCUAUGGGUGGUAUUGGACUUGGCAGAGGUCUCUUUGAAGGUAUCACUGGUAUCGUCACCAAGCCAGUUGAAGGUGCUAAAAAGGGUGGAUUCGCUGGAUUUGCCAAGGGUUUGGCUCAAGGUGUCGUCGGUGUUGCUAUCAAGCCAACAGCCGCCGUCAUUGACGCCACCACAAAGGCAACUGAAGGUAUUAGAAACACCACCAAUCUACAAGAGGACAAGGAACGUGUACGUCCUCCACGAAGCUUUGGUGUUGACAAUGUACUCCGUCCAUUUGAAGAACGUGAAAGUGAAGGUUGGUACCUCCUCAAGAUUGUCCACAAGGGCAAGCACUCACAAGACAACUAUAUUUGGCAUUAUGCAGUCAACUCUAAUUUCACCUGUCUACUCUCUGAUCAACGUCUCAUCUACUCGAGAAACAAAAAGAAUCUCCUUCACAGUUCGUUCAUGUGGCAAAUUCCACACAGCUGCAUCAAGAAUGUCAAGUUUGUCCCAGGUAAUGGAUUGAUGCUCAGUUUGGAUCCUCCACAAGACCUCGGACUCUUGGAUAAAUCAGUCAAAACCAUCACCGUCCCCUUUGACGACGAUAAUAUUUGUAUGGCCUUUAAUAUGAAACUUGAUCAUACUCUUAGAUUAUACAAUGAAAAACUUGGUCAUCAUUAUAAAAAAAUCUAA